Molecule: messenger RNA, 1120 nt
Organism: Talaromyces proteolyticus
Lineage: Eukaryota; Fungi; Ascomycota; Eurotiomycetes; Eurotiales; Trichocomaceae
Product: Esterase/lipase
Exons: 1
Coding region: 125-1108 (327 amino acids)
Source: RefSeq, a predicted model, not a curated record
AACGCCGAUGACUUCGGAGUAUAAUAAUUAUAUAAACAUGGCGAUAGGCAAGAUUCGAUACUCGAGGUCAUCAAGAUCCUCUCAAGUAAGCUGCAUAUUUAGUCUUCUUUGAAUCAAAUGCAAAAUGCCUUCCCACGGUCAAUACACUGUUGAAAAGGUCCGGUAUCCUUCACACGGAGAGACUAUCGGUGGAGUCUUAUUCCGUCCCAUCAAUAUCACGAACCCCCCCGGCAUCGUUGUCACCGGCCCAUAUUCUUUUAUGAAAGAACAAGCGCCACUGCAAUACGCGACUCGUCUUGCAGAUGAAGGCUACGCAACCCUAAUCUUCGACCCUCGCACAGUCGGCGAAAGCACCGGUCAGCCCCGACGACUGGAAAACCCCAAAAUGAAAAACGAGGAUAUAGUCGCAGGCCUUGACUACCUCUCUACACGUGGAGAUGUCGAUGCAUCUCGGCUCUUCUUGGUCGGAAUCUGUCAGGGUGGCCCCCAAUCGCUGGAUGUGGCAUCUUACGACAGCCGAGUUGCAGGCGUUGCCUCAGUCACGGGAUACUAUCGGGACCACGAAACCGACAUUUAUAUGAUUUGCGCUGGUUGUGUUGCGUGGGAGCCUGGGGUGGAUAUUGCGGCAUUGAAGAUGCCCACCGCCGAACAGGGAGAAGCACUGUACAAAGCACGACUUGAGCGAGCUAAACAAGCUCGUGAAUUAUAUAACAAGACCGGGGAAGUAGUAUAUCAGCCGCUGGUCGAUCCAAAGGCCGCAGACCCUAAUACCGGGUCAUUGGCCGGCCUUCCGGGACCGGUCGUUUGGGCCUGGUACGGGCCGUGGACACUGAAGGGAUUUGAAAACCAAUAUGCGGUGAUGAGCGACCUAGACCACUUUGACUAUACCACCGUCCCGGGUGUGGCGAAGCUAAAGAAGCCGGCGCUGCUGAUCCAUGGUGACAACUGCAUGAAUCCACCGGCUGCUAAGCGUCACUACGAGUCCAUUCCCGCAACUCAGAAAAAGCUGAUCUGGAACGAGUUCUCCCACUUUCAGCACUAUGAGCAGCCGGAUUGUGUUGAUCGCAAUGUGGGGGACAUUGCGACUUGGUUUGCGGAGGUUAAAUAGAGUGCCAUUGGC